AUGGCUUCCUUCUUCGCUUUUCUCGCCUUCAUCGCCUUCAUCGCCCUUCUUUCUUCCGCUGCGUCAGCAUUCUCCGGCAACUUUGAGCUCACCAACGUUGUUGUCUCCUCUCCCUUUCAAGCAGAUCCCACGUCGACUCAGAGCACCUAUGUCCAAUUCGACUUCUGUGACGAAGAUACCCCUGAAGUUGGUUCCACUCACUGCUGUGUUGAAUGGGCCGUGGGCUUGAGCCCGCCUACCUCUGCGGCGAACACCUGCGACAACAGCACCUUCGACGUCCUCGUCACCUCGUGGAAUGGAGUUGGAAAUCUCUCAUUGCGGUUGGGCCACCAGUACAUUGACAACAGCGUUGGUCAAGCCCCAUACAACAUCCUCACCAAAUACUCCGAUUUCAAUCUGACGUAUCCCGCCACCGACUACUACCAAUGUGACAUGGGAAACGCAGAUUGUGUAUCCGAUGACGGUGAAGUGAUCAUUGCGAAUGUCACCACAGCCGUUGCGUGA
This is a messenger RNA of Fonsecaea multimorphosa CBS 102226, 504 nucleotides long. RefSeq lists its product as uncharacterized. The record is from RefSeq and is a predicted model, not a curated record. Lineage: Eukaryota; Fungi; Ascomycota; Eurotiomycetes; Chaetothyriales; Herpotrichiellaceae. The transcript has 3 exons. Bases 1 to 504 code for a protein of 167 amino acids.